CAAAAUCAAUUGAAAAGAAAAGGGUAUUAUUGAAAUUUAAAAAAAGGUUCAUUCUAUCUCCCCGCAAUUUCUCGGCACAUUUAAAGAUAAAUCAAAAUUUGAAAUUUGACUUGUCAAUCUCUCUCAAACAACCUUCAACUGAAGAGAGGAUCACAUCAUGAGUUUAGAAAUGGCAGCGGAAUCAUCGGAAGGUGAAGAAGAAGGAAAGUUAAGCGGCGGCAACCAGAUAUUGACUGUCGACGACGACCUCCGAGAAUUGGGGAAAAAGGCCGCCUGGAGCGUCAGUUCCUGCAAACCCGGCAACGGCGUUUCUUCUCUUCGAGAUGACAAUCUCGAGACCUAUUGGCAAUCCGAUGGAGCUCAACCUCAUUUUGUUAACAUUCAAUUCCAAAAGAAAGUUCGAUUACAAUUAGUUGUACUAUAUGUGGAUUUCAAGCUUGAUGAGAGUUACACUCCCAGUAAGAUUUCGAUUCGUGCCGGAGACGGCUUUCACAACCUCAAGGAGAUAAAGGCUGUGGAACUUGUGAAACCAACCGGUUGGCUUUAUCUUUCAUUAUCCGGACUUGAUCCCCGUGAAACUUUUGUCAACACAUUUAUGUUACAAAUUGCUGUGUUGUCAAACCAUCUCAAUGGAAGGGAUACUCAUGUGCGGCAGAUCAAAGUUUAUGGGCCUAGACCGAACCCCAUUCCACAGCAGCCAUUUCAAUUUACUUCAAGAGAGUUCAUCACCUAUUCUACUAUAAGAUGAGAUUUUAUGGAAGGAAAAAAUCAAGCAAACCUAGUGUAUUAAAUCAAAGGCUUCUCAGUUCUCACUGAUCUGUAUUCAUCCAAACAUGUUGUCAUCAGGAAAUGUGGCUAUCAGUAGCCUUUGUUUAUUACUGGUAUUUUAUAGUUUGCUUAGAUCUGCUAGUGGUAUUUAUUAUAGGACUAGAUAUGACCCUUUGUUUCUUGCUGGAAUUUAUAGUUUUGUUUAGAUCUGCAAGUGGGUUUAUAUUAGGAUUAGAUAUGGGAUCUGCAUUCUCCAAGGCAUCCUAUUUUUAUUAUUUCAGAACAGAAUGAAACGUUGAUAUCAUUUGCUUUUCUUGCAAUAUUCAACCUGCUAUCUUUCUUCCUUCCCCCGGGAAGUAACUUUUUUC
This is a messenger RNA of Lathyrus oleraceus (garden pea), 1136 nucleotides long. RefSeq names its product anaphase-promoting complex subunit 10. Gene Ontology annotation, cellular component: anaphase-promoting complex. NCBI's taxonomy places the organism in Eukaryota, Viridiplantae, Streptophyta, Magnoliopsida, Fabales, Fabaceae. The record is from RefSeq and is a predicted model, not a curated record. Bases 158 to 748 code for a protein of 196 amino acids. The transcript has 6 exons. Gene Ontology annotation, biological process: protein K11-linked ubiquitination; anaphase-promoting complex-dependent catabolic process.